Messenger RNA from Schistosoma margrebowiei, 216 nucleotides. Lineage: Eukaryota; Metazoa; Platyhelminthes; Trematoda; Strigeidida; Schistosomatidae. The record is from the annotation of a GenBank genome assembly.
AUGUUGAUUAUCUACAUUAUUAUCCCACUAAUUUUAAUACGUUCAUGUCAGUCAGGAUCAUCAUCAAAACAAUCUAAUUGCACUGAGGAACAACGAUCAUCUUUUAUGCGGUUUGUUUCAGCAGUAGGAACAUUUAUUAGCUUAUUAUGUUUUCUAGAUGGAAUAUGGAACACUAUAGCCGGGUUCCUUCAUCAAGCGACACAAAUAAGCGGAUAA